UUACUGUGAUGAUGUGGUUUAAGAUGCAGAGUUCACUUCCGCAUAGGUGUUUUAGCCUGAGUGGAAACAAAACAUCACCAUGGGGUGUUUAACUGCUCCUCCUCUUUAACUCACUGUGCUCAAUAGACUUAAACCUGAAUUUCGUGUUUUGUUUUUUUUUUUAAAUGCAUGACAAUUAUUAGGAAGUGCUUCCUGCCCACUGACAUUCCCUCUCUGUGCUCCUCACUCUGGAAUGGAGUUGUGUGAAUUAAUCCACUGUUUAUUGGCCCUGGCUGUCUUCGUCCUGCUCUUGCUUGUUGUAAUUGCCCAUGUCACUGCUGGGAUGAUGGAUCUGAGGUGUGAUGAGAAGGAGAAGUACUUCCAAACUGCAGCGGGCCUGAAGGAACCAUUCCCCAGUCUGUCUGAUCCUCCUUCGCUGGCGCUGUCUGUGGUGGUUCCCUCCUACAACGAGGAAUCCAGAUUGCCUGCUAUGAUGGAAGAAGCUAUGGAGUACCUCGAGAAUAGAAGGAAGACAAAUCCUUCAUUUUCCUACGAGGUCAUUAUAGUGGAUGAUGGCAGCAAAGACAAAACCACAGAGGUUGGCUUAGGGUACACAAAGAAAUACGGUGACGAUAAAGUGAGGGUACUGACACUAGUGAGGAACCGGGGGAAAGGAGGUGCUGUACGCAUGGGGACUCUGCGCACUCGCGGACAUCUCAUCCUGAUGGCUGAUGCAGACGGAGCCACAAAGUUUGCUGACCUUGCGAAGGUUGAGGCUGGAUUACAUAAUAUCAGUCCAAAACUGGAGUACAUGGCUAUUUCCUGCGGGUCCAGGGCUCACCUGGAAAAAGAAGCAGUGGCUCAGCGCUCUCUGUUCCGGACGUUCCUGAUGUAUGGCUUCCACUUCUUGGUGUGGUUCUUCUGCGUUAAAGGGAUCAAGGACACACAGUGUGGUUUUAAGCUCUUCACUCGUGAGGCAGCGCUGAGGACAUUCAGCAGUCUGCAUGUGGAACGCUGGGCAUUUGAUGUGGAGCUUCUGUAUAUCGCUCAGUGCUUUAAGAUUCCAAUAGCCGAAGUGGCAGUCAACUGGACGGAGAUAGAAGGGUCUAAGCUAGUGCCAUUCUGGAGCUGGCUACAGAUGGGAAAAGACCUCAUCUUCAUCAGAUUGCGUUACAUCACUGGUGCCUGGAGGUUGGAGUAUCCACGGAAAUCCCAGUAGUCCUAGCUGCUGUUGGUGUGAGGAUUUACAAGACUAUGCUCCAGUGUGUGCCAUGUGUGUAACUCCCACAAACAAUUGCUACUAGUGAUGAUGACAAACUGGUGCAGUUUGUAGUCCAUGAAUGAGUUUACUACAAACUGUGAAGUAGCUGCAAUCACUUUUUAUAAUGUUAUGGUAUUGGUCAGGUGAACUGUUGUUGUUUUCUGAAUAAUGUGGUGGUUUUCAUUUGUAAAGAACUUGCUGAAUGUGCACAGCCAAAUAAACAACCUUUCAACCUU
Messenger RNA from Tachysurus vachellii, 1476 nucleotides. It is a transcript of the gene alg5, whose product is annotated as ALG5 dolichyl-phosphate beta-glucosyltransferase. Lineage: Eukaryota; Metazoa; Chordata; Actinopteri; Siluriformes; Bagridae. The record is from RefSeq and is a predicted model, not a curated record. Gene Ontology annotation, cellular component: endoplasmic reticulum membrane. The transcript has 10 exons. Bases 233 to 1198 code for a protein of 321 amino acids.